This is a messenger RNA of Pimephales promelas (fathead minnow), 3939 nucleotides long. The record is from RefSeq and is a predicted model, not a curated record. Lineage: Eukaryota; Metazoa; Chordata; Actinopteri; Cypriniformes; Leuciscidae.
UUAAAGGACCAAAGUCCUUAUUUCCUCUGAGACGCUGAAGACUGAUAAACGGCUGAACAGGAGUCGCUCUGAGAUGUUUGCGGUCCUGUUCGUCUGUGGGAUCCUGUUGGCUCCGGCUCAGGGUUUGUCUGAACCGCGGAUCAGACUGAGCUCUGGCGCUCCGGCCGGUUCGGAUGUGAUUCUCAGGUCCGGUUCGCUUCUUCAUUUGAUCUGUGAGGGCGACGGCCCGGUGACGUGGCAUCCCCGACUGGCCAAAUUCAAGCGUUACAUCUCCAAAGAUGUCGGAAACAUCCGGAGUUUCCGUGUGGAUAAAGCCACGCCGGAUGUUACAGGAACAUACAAGUGCAAUUAUACGAACGGAAAUUACUCAAACGUGUCGUCUUCUGUUCAUGUGUUUGUCAGGGAUCUUCGAGUUCUCUUCGUGUCACCGGGUUUCACUCAGCCACUUGUGCGGAAAGAAGGUGAAGAUCUGUUGCUCCCGUGUCUUCUGACCGACCCCGCCGCCACGGACUUUACGUUGCGCAUGGAGAACGGCUCAGCGAUACCUUACGGCAUGAACGUGACCUUUGACCCCAGGAAAGGUGUCCUGAUUCGCAACGUUCAGCCUGGAUUCACCGCCGACUACAUUUGCAGCGCUAAAAUUGGAGGAGUUGAGAAAGUGUCAAAGAUAUUCCAAAUAAACAUCAGGCAAAGGUUACAUUUUCCACCGUACGUGUUCCUGAGGAGAAACGAGUAUGUGAAACUGGUGGGAGAGAGCUUGCAGAUCAUUUGCACCACAAAUAACCCAGACUUUUACUACAACGUCACAUGGACACACUCCACUAAAAAGCUGCCUCGAGCAGAAGAGAAAUCAAAGAUGCAGGGGGAUCGUUUGGCCAUCGAGAGCAUCCUUAAGAUACCGGCUGUUCAGCUGUCUGAUUCCGGCAACAUCACGUGUACGGGCCAGAACGAGGCCGGCGCCAACAGCUCCACCACACAACUGCUGGUCGUGGACGAGCCGUACAUUCGUCUCUCCCCGAAGCUCUCUUCUAAACUCACUCACCGCGGCCUGUCCAUCGAGGUCAGCGAAGGGGACGAUGUGGAUCUUUCUGUUUUGAUCGAAGCGUAUCCUCCUCUGACCUCACACCAGUGGGAGACUCCAACAUCCCACAAUGCCUCACUUCCAGAGAACAGGUUUUACAACUACAACGACAGGUACGAGGCGCUGCUGUUCCUCAGGAGACUGAACUUCCAGGAGAUCGGCAGCUACACACUCCAUGUGAACAGCAGCAUGAAAAGUGCCUCCAUUACUUUUGAUAUCAAAAUGUACAAGAAACCUGUCGCGACGGUGAGAUGGGAGAAUGUCACAACUCUGACAUGCAGAUCUUAUGGAUAUCCAGCUCCCAGCAUCCUCUGGUACCAGUGCGCAGGAAGCAGAACCACUUGUCCAGAGAACACCACAGAGCUUCAGCCGAUCCAGACUCAGACGGUGGAGGUCCAGAAGGAGCCGUACGGGUCGGUGGGAGUGGAGAGUGUGCUGACCGUGGGCCCGAACCGCAGGAUGACAGUGGUGUGUGUGGCCUUUAAUCUGGCCGGUCAGGGCAGUGACGUCUUCUCCAUGGACGGCUCUGAUCAGCUGUUCACCAGUGCGAUGUACGGAUGUGGGGUGUCCAUGCUGGUCCUGGCGCUGCUGCUCGCCCUCAUGGUCUACAAGUACAGACAGAAACCCAGAUUUGAGAUCCGCUGGAAAAUCAUUGAAGCCACAAAUGGAAACAACUACACCUUCAUAGACCCGACACAACUUCCAUACAACGAGAAAUGGGAGUUUCCUCGAGACAAAUUAAAACUAGGGAAGACUCUGGGCGCAGGAGCGUUUGGGAAGGUGGUGGAGGCCACGGCAUACGGCCUGGGGAAGGAUGACAACGUCACGCGUGUUGCUGUGAAAAUGCUGAAAGCCAGCGCUCAUCGAGACGAGCGGGAGGCUCUGAUGUCAGAGCUGAAGAUCCUCAGUCAUCUGGGACAGCACAAGUACAUCGUGAACCUGCUGGGCGCCUGCACAUACGGGGGUCCUGUGCUGGUGAUCACGGAGUACUGCUGUCAUGGGGAUCUUCUGAACUUCCUGCGUAGCAAAGCCGAGAACUUCCUGAACUUCGUCAUGACGAUUCCCAACUUUCCUGAGCCAACGAUGGAUUAUAAGAAUGUGAACACUGAACGAAUGUUCAUCAGAAGUGACAGUGGGAUUUCCAGCACAUGCUCUGAUAACUAUCUGGACAUGAAACCGGUCACAUCCAGACCCACAAACUCAGUUCUGGGUUCUUCUUUUGAGAUUCAGGCUGAAGAUUCGUGGCCAGUCGACAUGGACGACUUACUCAGAUUCUCCUAUCAGGUGGCGCAGGGACUCGACUUCCUCACGGCUAAGAAUUGCAUUCACAGAGAUGUGGCGGCCAGAAACGUUCUCCUCACCAACAGCCGAGUGGCCAAGAUCUGUGAUUUCGGACUGGCACGAGACAUCAUGAACGACUCCAACUACGUGGUCAAAGGAAACGCCCGUCUUCCAGUGAAGUGGAUGGCUCCAGAGAGUAUUUUCGAGUGUGUUUAUACGGUUCAGAGUGACGUCUGGUCUUACGGUAUCCUGCUGUGGGAGAUUUUUUCACUGGGGAAGAGCCCAUAUCCCAACGUCCUGGUAGACUCCAAGUUCUAUAAAAUGAUCAAGUGUGGCUAUCAGAUGUCUAGACCUGACUUUGCACCUCCAGAGAUGUACACCAUCAUGAAGAUGUGCUGGAACCUGGAGGCUUGCGAGAGGCCGACAUUCAGUAAGAUCAGUCAGCUGAUCGAGAGGAUGCUGGGAGACACACCUGAGGCGCAGGAGGCCGAGUACCAAAACGUGCAGUCUGAAGAGCACAGUGACCAAGAAGCAGAGUCAUGUGACCCUGUGAAGCACGAAGAGGAGUCAACUGAGACGACAUGUGACCCGGAAGAAGAAGAUCAGCCACUUAUGAAUGCCAACAACUACCAGUUCUGCUGAGGACAUGGACGAACUACUCUCUGUAAAUCAGACACACACACGUACGCAUCAUUCGUUCAUCUUAUCUGUGGAAGCUGGUUUCCGUCACAGAGUACAAAAUAGAUACUUCUCACAAUUCUGACUUUUCGUGAGUUAAGUGUGGGUUUAGAUCACACAAUUCUGACUUUUUCCUCAAGUUUAUAAGGUGAAAAGGUCAGAAUUGUGAUCUAAAAAGUCACAAUUAGCCUUUAUUUGUGUAUAUUCUGUGGCAAAAACAAGCUUCCUCAGUUCUCAAACACAGUCCCGGAGUGAUUUUACACGCUGUGAUUUCGUUGCUCUGCUUCAGCUAAGAUUAAGAGUGAACCGGUUUCACUUCUCUGCCAAGAGCUCGAGUGGAAAACUCCAAACCCCGGAUUUGUUUGACGUGCCUGUUUGGUAAACGUGUGUUUUUUUCGUUACUUGAACUUUUACGGCGCCAGGGUUGGAAAGCAGCGACUUCAGCGUUUUACACACAACGUUGCGUGUUUCACUUCCACUUCAUUCUUUAGCAAUCACUGAAAAACUCAGCAACAAAACAAACAAACAUGAUGUGCAUCUGCAUCACACACACCUCUCCGAAUGCCAUGCAGGACGGAACCUGUGGAGGUCAAAGGUCAGAUAUAUGAAAUCAUUCAUCCGCUUUAGUUACUCAAUUCUUGUAGGAAAACAGUGUUUUAUUGCUUCCCGCGGUGAUUACUGGGUUUGGAGUGAUAGCGCGAGGUCAGCGCAGGUUUGGAGGACAGAUUCACGUGAAAUAUUGACAUAGUGUUGCUGCAAUAUUGCAGAUAGCUGCGGGUCAAAGGUCAAAUGCAUUCUCAUUAACCCACGACCUUAAAAAGCUUGAGGAAAACAGAGACUGGCCGACCGCACAGAAACCAGUUUAGGAAGGAAAACUAACCACUUGCUUUCUCCUGUAA